AAAAAUAAUUGAAUAUCUAUUUAUAACAAAAUAAAAAAUAGUAAAAAGUGAAAUUUCUUUGCAAAUAAAAUAGCAAUAAAAGCUACAAGAAUUAAAAAGUAAUAGUAAAAAUAUAGCAGGUUAAUUUUUCCUAUUAAAUAAAAUAUAAACCUUGCAAUAAAUAUGAGCAAAAGUUUAACGAUGAAUAUAAAAAUAAAUAAUCUUGAUUACGAUUGUCUUUUAAUGAUAUUUUCCUACUUUCCACUUGAAGAAAGAUUUAAAAUAAAAAAUGUUUGUCAAAAAUGGAGAGAUGUCAGUCACUUAAUUUGGACAAAUAUACAAUCAAUAAAUUGUCCAAAUGUUUAUUCAAAUAAUAUAAUCUUAACCCAAUCAGAUCUUGAAAGUAUCAUAAGAAAAUGUGAAAAAUAUUUAAAACAAUUAACACUAGAUGAUAACUUAAAAACUGAUUCAAUUUUAGAAGUAUGUAAAUCAUGUAUAAACAUUCAGUAUCUUGAUUUUUCAAAUUCAAAUGACAUAACUGAUGAAACAAUUAUUUCAAUAGUAAAAAAUUUUAAUCAAUUAACAUAUCUUGAUAUAAGCAACAAUUGGCAUUUAACUAAAAAAUCAUUAAAUCAAUUAGGUAAAUUAAAAAAUUUAAAAAAUAUUAUAUUAAAUGAUAUAAUAAUAAUUGAUGACGAAACAAUUGAUCAAUUUAAAAAUAUGAAAAUUGUUGAAUUUGAAGUUGCUUGUGUAACUGAUAAUUCAAUUAAAAAUCUUAUUGAAAAUUCUCAUGAUCUAGAAGUUUUAAAUAUUGCUGGUAAUCCAGUUACAAUUGAUGUUCUCAUUUUCGCAUCGAAAAUUACUCAAAAACGUCAAAAAAAAUUAAAAAUAAUUGUCAGUAAAUAUCUUUAUCAAGAAUUCGAUAAUAGAAAUUUAUCAUUUCUAACGAUUGUUACUUGAUGUAAUAAAUUAAUAACAUUUUA
Aphidius gifuensis is the source of this 962-nucleotide messenger RNA. RefSeq lists its product as uncharacterized. Gene Ontology annotation, molecular function: protein binding. The transcript has 2 exons. Bases 163 to 939 code for a protein of 258 amino acids. NCBI's taxonomy places the organism in Eukaryota, Metazoa, Arthropoda, Insecta, Hymenoptera, Braconidae. The record is from RefSeq and is a predicted model, not a curated record.